Messenger RNA from Triticum turgidum subsp. durum (durum wheat), 645 nucleotides. The record is from the annotation of a GenBank genome assembly. NCBI's taxonomy places the organism in Eukaryota, Viridiplantae, Streptophyta, Magnoliopsida, Poales, Poaceae.
AUGGCCGCGGAGGAGCCCAAGAAGGUGGAGGUGGAGGCGGCGCCGGAGCCGGAGGCCGCACCGCCAGCCGUCCCUGCCGCGGAGCCCGAGGCCCCCGCCAAGGACGUCACCGAGGAGAAGGCCGUCAUCCCCGCGCCCGCGCCGGCCGCCGAGGAGGAGAAGCCGCCCGCCGAUGACUCCAAGGCCCUCGUCGUCGUCGAGAAGGUUGCAGAUGAACCUGUUGCUGAGAAACCCACAGAUGAGAAGGCUGCACACGGCGGCUCAAAUGACAGAGACCUCGCUCUUGCAAGGGUGGAAAGUGAGAAGAGGAACUCUUUAAUUAAAGCAUGGGAGGAGAAUGAGAAGACGAAGGCUGAGAACAAGGCUACUAAAAAGGUGUCCGCUAUUCUCUCAUGGGAGAACACCAAGAAAGCAAACAUAGAAGCUCAACUGAAGAAGAUUGAGGAGCAAUUGGAAAAGAAGAAGGCGGAAUACGCCGAGAAGAUGAAGAACAAGGCUGCAAUGAUCCACAAGGAGGCCGAAGAGAAGAGAGCGAUGGUCGAGGCAAAGAAAGGGGAGGAGCUCCUCAAGGCCGAGGAGAUGGCCGCCAAGUACCGCGCCACCGGCCACUCUCCCAAGAAAGUCAUGGGAUGCUUCGGGGCCUGA